AUGCUGAUCAACAUUACAGAUUUUCGUUGGUGUGAAAAUCUUUCAGACAUAGACUUAAUUGUACCACUACAUGGUAUAAGUGCAUCAAAUGUAGACACACUUAUUACAAGUCAAUAUGUUAAAGUUGUUAUCAAACCGUACAUUUUUGAAUGUGCGUUGUACAAACCGAUCAAUGUUGAAGAAAGUACUUUGAAACUAACAGAUGGUGCGGCUGAGUUUAACCUCAAGAAAUCUAGUGCUGAACUAUGGCAUCAAUUGACAUUGGAUGACAUGAAGGACAGAAGACGUUUGUUACAGAUUAAACAAAAUGCCAUACUUGAACAUCAAGAACGCGAAAUGAAACGCGCUAAAGCAAACAAAGACAUGAAUGUAAGGGGUGAAAAAUACGCAUUGGAACAGGUUAUGGAAUUAGAGAAUAUGUUUCGUGAAAAAAUUAGACUUGAAAAAGAGCACGCUAGCAAGCAAGCAAUAAGCGAGUUUGUAAAUGCCUUUAACCAAUCUAGCCAAAAAGAAAAUGAGCUGCAAAAUGAAAUUACAGAAGCCCGAAGAUUUGCUAAACAAUAUAUAAGAGAAACCAUUAACGAAGAAAACAACAUGGAAUUAAAUAAGAAUAUCCAACAACGUUUGGCAUUUGUUGAGAAACCAAUAGAUUUGCCAGUGAGGACUUCAUCUACAAUCGAAGUUAAAUUUACACCUAGAGUAUUUCCUACACCUGAACGAGAGUCUACAAAACAAGCUGAGGAUGAGUGGCUAACUAAACAAGCCGAAUAUAGAAGAAAACUAUUGGACCGUGUUGUACCUGAUGAUUUGUCCAGGAAUGAACUAGAUCCUAUAUGGUUACGCAAAAAGGGAGAUUCAUUAUUUCAAGCUGGAGAUUAUGAAGCUGCUGUCAUUGCUUAUACAGAAGCUAUAACACAAAAUCCUAAAUUACAUUCGGCUUAUUCAAAUAGAGCUGCAUGUCACUUACAAUUGCGGAAUUAUUUUAAGGCUCUGGAAGAUAGUUCGAUGGUACUAGAUCUUUGUGUACCGCCUGUAGCGCAAAAUUUAAAAUCACGUGUGCGUGCACAUAUUAGGCGUGGAGCAGCAUUUUGUAAUCUACAAUUAUACAAAGAAGGGCUUAUCGAAUACAGAGCUGCACAAAAACUUCAACCAGAUGAUGACACAAUUAGAAAGGACAUUGAAAAUUUAGAGAAAUUUGUAAAUCAAGAAUAA
Messenger RNA from Schistosoma curassoni, 1212 nucleotides. The record is from the annotation of a GenBank genome assembly. Lineage: Eukaryota; Metazoa; Platyhelminthes; Trematoda; Strigeidida; Schistosomatidae.